Molecule: messenger RNA, 2367 nt
Organism: Megalobrama amblycephala (Wuchang bream)
Lineage: Eukaryota; Metazoa; Chordata; Actinopteri; Cypriniformes; Xenocyprididae
Gene: scg2a
Product: secretogranin II a
Exons: 2
Coding region: 155-2014 (619 amino acids)
Source: RefSeq, a predicted model, not a curated record
GGUGGCGUCUCUUAUAACGGGCGGAGCUGUCCGCGGUGCUGACGAGAGAGAUAUUCCGUGCUCGUGCUCAGCCAUAAACACACCGAGAGCGCGAGAGAGAUGCGCAACGUACUCACGACUCCCCGUUAAAACAGACCGAAAGCAAAGGUAAAUCAUGUCGUCAUCAUCUAGAUGCUGUGCAACAGGGGUGUUCGUCCUCCCCUCGCUCCUACUUCUGCCCCUUUUCCUUUCUCUUGUUUUUGGAGUUCAAGGGGCCACACUAAGAGAGCAUCGGCUGAGUGGAACUGAACCCGUCUCUUAUGGACCUGCAUCCCAGAUCCGUCCUCCUCCGAGUGCUGAGAUGCUCAGAGCUCUACGCUACAUCCAAAGCCUCAGCCAGAGAACCCCAUCUGAUCCCCUUUCUGACGAGCAUCAGCCGGAUCAGGAAGAGGACGACAUGGAGAGCAUCCGUUCAAUGCUACAACUGGCAGCUCCUGGCCGGAUGGAUAGAGGCAUGGAGGAGAGAGAGGAAGAGAGGGACAACACUCAAGAAUUGCUUCAAGCCGUGCUUAAGACACUACAACAGACUGAGGAACACAUGGUGCCCCAGAAGGUCACUGCGACUCAACCUCGAUACGCAAUCCCUCAGAAAAUGCCUCAGAAGAUCAUUGCAACUCAACCUCGAUAUAUCAUCCACCCCUUCCCAAGACCAAAACAACAAUUAGAGGUGGAAACGUCUGCUGAGAACUAUGGGAGGACCUCAUGGGCCGAUCCAGAUAGCCGGAGACGACACAGGCAGUAUCCACUUAUGUUUGAGGAUGAGGAGGAUCAGGAUCAGCCGCUCAAACGGACCAACGAGAAUGCGGAAGAACAGUACACACCCCAGAAACUGGCCACCCUUCAGUCUGUGUUUGAGGAACUGAGUGGAAUCUCCACAACUAAGGCCAAGAGCAAACGGGAUGAUGUUGAAGAAGAUGAUGAGGAGGAGGAGGAUAACGACUUGUACAGGCAGAGGAAGAUGGUCUUGGAGGACAUCAUGGGAACAGAUGAAUGGGCACCUCUGGAGGAGCAAAUAGAGACCGAAGAAGAAGAAAGAGAGAGGCAUGGUUUUGAUCGUGACCUUGAGGAUGAUGACCAGGAGGAGGAGGAGGAGGAUGAUGUCAAAAGAUCCAACCAAUCCAAUUGGUUCCAGACAAGAAAAGAGGAGGAGCCUGAGGACAUUGCAAAGCUUGUGGACUACUAUCUUCUGCAAAUACUAGAAAAGAAAGAGCAGGAGCAGCAGAAAAGACAAGAGGCCAGCAAGAACGAGCAAGAAAGUGACCGAGAGGUGGAGAAAAAAGAUGUGGAUGAAGAUGAUGAGGAUGAGGAGGAGGACGAGGAGGAGAGGGAAAUUAAGCCCAUGCACAACACAUUCCCUGAGUCUUUGUCCCAGAUAAUAAAAAUCUCACAGAAGCUUCAGAUCCCACCAGAGGAAGUCCUUGAGCUUCUCCAAAACGAGAGGCGGAAGGAUCUAACCGGAAUCCCGGCACAGUCACGUACACCCUACGCAACUGCUCACAAGGCUUUCGCUGCAGCACCUCACCGGCGACCGCUCGAGACAUCGGAGGGCAACAGAGUCGCCCAGGACAUCCUAAACAUCCUUGAGAUGGUAAAUGCAGCGCAGCAGAACAACAAACGGCCGACGCAACCAAACACAUCACGUUAUUAUGAGAGGGAAACCAGCAAGGAUGAUUAUGACAACACCGCUGGAGAGGAAGACGAACUGGCCAAUUACUUGGCGUCGGAAAUGCUCUCACAGGGACAGAGGCGUCCGACGCCCAUGCGUGACGAGGAUCAACGCGUGUAUGGAAAUCUCGAACGUGCCGUCCAGGACUACUUAGAUAAAAGCGCGCCAGAAAAAAGAACCGCGGAGCACGAGGACACGGCCAUGGGAUUAGAUAACAACACAAUGCUGCAAAUCCUGAGGUAUCUGGAACCCGAGAGCGACAACAUCGACGAAACAGACUCUGAGGGAAAAACAGUCCCUGAAAUGUAGAUGUGUAGAUUAUAUUCAUUGUUUGAAUUGUCAAUAUAAUAAAGUAUUUUGAAAUAAAUAUAUUCCCCAACUGUGUUUAGUCAAUGUAGUGCUCCAGCUUUUCUCAUUUUGUGUUCUGUAUAGUGCAAAAUAAAGAGUAUUUUAGUAAACCCGAUUAACUUGUUUCUUAGUUAGUGAUUGGAACAAUGUAAAAAGUCACCGGCUUUACCUCUUCAACAUAUGAACACACACAGUUUUUCUCCCUCUUAAAGACGCCAGCUGUGUUUUCAGUCAGUCAGUAUCUUCUCAAUCUUGUGCGUGUGAUGAGGUCAUGUGUGACGUGGCAGAGGUAAAUAAAGCAUUCUUUCACUCCA